Molecule: messenger RNA, 1076 nt
Organism: Amorphotheca resinae ATCC 22711
Lineage: Eukaryota; Fungi; Ascomycota; Leotiomycetes; Helotiales; Amorphothecaceae
Exons: 4
Coding region: 140-907 (255 amino acids)
Cellular component (GO): RNA polymerase II transcription regulator complex
Molecular function (GO): DNA-binding transcription activator activity, RNA polymerase II-specific; transcription cis-regulatory region binding
Source: RefSeq, a predicted model, not a curated record
UGCCUUACCUUAGGCGCCAACGCCGGAUCGGUGAAAUCAUCACGCCCCCGGCCUCUUCGCGAUUCUCGACUCGAAGUAUCAAAUAGGAACAGAACCUUCGUGUGGCAUCGAUCUCGAAGCCAGUCCUCAGUAUAUCCUCAUGAUCCCCAGAACCAUGCAGUCAAUUGCUCCCGCACCCGUCGCCCACCACAACCAGCAGGAUAUGAGUGCGGAUAAUGACUUAAGAGCGCAACUUGCCGCUGUCAUCAGUCCGUCGCAUAACGCGCCUCAUGGCUAUAACGACGUGCAGGCAUCGAAUAGCGCAAGUCCUCACGACCAGAAUAUUGACCCGGCGAUCGGUGGCCCAGGGCGCAUGAUGAGUGCUGGCGGCGAGUCGGGCGGCGACGAGAUGGGCGAUGGCCGGAAGGGCGGGAAACGCGAGCUUUCGCAGUCGAAACGCGCUGCGCAAAACCGGGCUGCACAACGUGCCUUUCGCCAGCGCAAGGAAGGAUACAUCAAGAAGCUCGAGGAGCAGGUGAGGGAGCUGCACGCCCUCGAGGACAACUACAAGGCCAUCCAGGCCGAGAACUACUCGUUGCGCGAGUACAUCAUCCACCUGCAGUCGCGCCUCAUCGAGUCCCAGGGCGACUACCCUCAACCCCCUCCGAAUAUCAACCUCACCCUCCCGCACGUUCGACAGGACCACAUGGAGCAUCUCCAUCGGCAUGAUGGCGCCCCAGUCGCGCCUAUGGCUCCCAUGAGCCAGCUCCAGGCGUCAGCCGCCCGUACGUUGGCGGCGGCGGGUCUGAGUUCAGGUAAGCAUGGACAGGACGACCACGGCUACGAGCAGCACAAGCGGUUCAAAGAGAGCGAGGAGUCCGCGGCUGCCGACGAGCUCAUCCGCUCGCAACUGACGACUUCUCUCUAAAUGUGUUCAUGGGAACUGGCGUUAAACGGAGGCCAAGGAUGCUGUCAAGGAUUUCUCGGCGUCACAUGUUAUGAAUCUGAUGCGGCUUUCACUUUGGAAGCAUGGAUAGGCGCUGGUACAUGUAUUUGCUUUGAAAAUGGGCUAGACAAAUAGUUUCCUUGCUUGUUCU